GCCAUUUGGGAUGCAGCCUUAGUAAUAGAUGUGUUGUAAAAAUAUGUCUAAUACACUGCCUGGUGUCAUGAUGUGAUGCCACGUGGGCACUACCCUCAGGUGGGCAUCGCAGUGAGCUGUGAGGACCUGUUCAGUAACUGCCAGUGGAACGUGUGUAAUGCCUUUGCCAUCUCUGUGGCGCGACGCACUGAGGCGGGGAAGGUGAGGGCUGAAGAUCGAGAAGGAAUGCAGCUGAAGCAAGUGAUUCCGCGGACACAGACGGAGCAGAUGGAGUACAGCAUCGCGGCAGAGAGAAGGAGGAUGAGACUGAUCCACGCUGAGAUCAUCAAAGACCUACUGAGCAGCAGCACAGCUCAACUAGGUGAGUGCCAGGAGUAUGAGGAUGCAGUGCCAGCCGAGCGGACGCAGGUAGAGAGCGUGGAGCUGGUGCUGCCGCCCCAUGCCAACCACCAGGUCAGCACCUUCGGGGGCCAGAUCAUGGCCUGGAUGGAGAACGUGGCCACCAUCGCAGCCAGUCGUCUGUGUAGUGCCCACCCCACUCUGAGGACCAUAGACAUGUUCCACUUUCAGGCUCCGUCUCACAUUGGUGACCGACUGGUGCUGAAGGCCAUUGUUAAUAAUGCCUUCAAGAACAGACAAUGUGAUGUGAUCGUCCAGGCAGAUGAGGAUGACACUAUCUACCGUGUGGCCACUCCAUGUGUCAGUAAGGGGGGAAAGGGCCAGGACUUCAUUCUCAUGGCCUCUAGGAGGAAGCCCUGUGACUCCAGGGACCCAUACCUGAUUGCCCUGCGCUCUGUCACCCUGCCCACCCACCUUGCCACUGAGGAAUACACCCGGGGAGAAGUACUCUGUGCCGGCUUCAGUAUCUGGGAGGAGUCCGACUCUGUCACCAAGAUCUCCUACUACAACCAGGCCACGCCGGGAGUCCUCCCCUAUAUCUCCAACGACAUCGCAGGCCUUUCUUCCAGCUUCUACGGCACCUUUCACUCCUGCAGCAAGUACCUGGAGGAGAACAGAGACAGCCUGGCCACCCUGCCCCCCCUCUGUCCUGUCACAAAUGGUAUAGUCCUGGAAGUUCUGCCCCUUUGACCUAUGAUAGAAUGGUACCAUUCUCCUGGCCGCCCUGCACCACUCUGGCCUGUGAAAGAAUGGUAUCACCCAGCACCCCUCUGCCCUGUUACUGAAUGGCACCGUCCUGCUGCCCCUGCACCCCUACUAAUAUGUGCACUUGGAGAGGACCAGGAUAGCUUGUUCCCUUUACACCCCUUCUGCACUGAGGAACAACCUACCCUAUCCACCCCUCUUCUCUUUGGUAGACCUGGGAACGCCAGUUCUGGGAUAUCCCCCCAAGGAAAUCGGUAGUUUUGCAUUUCUAAAAUGUGGGAUUUUCAAAUGUGGGAAUAGUUUUGGGAUUAUUAAUGUUUGUUACUCUUAUUGGUUACUCUUUGAUGUUCCACACUACAGGUUACUUCUUACAGGUUACUCUUACCUCUUAGACUGCCAGCUGGUGAAUUUCCAUUAGGAUAAUAUUAUAUAGAACUCACCUCAUCUUUGAUAUUUUGUGCAAUACUUAGCAAUACUUGUGUUUAGGUCUUAUCUGGGCAUUAAACAGUUAGUAGCCCUAUGAACAGGAGAAGUAUGCAAACUGGUUGUUAUGCAGUUGAGUCUGACAUGUUUGUACAUGUUUUUGUCUUGUCUCUUGCUACCAAACUGUGGAUAAAAAAGCAGACUAGUUCAAGUCGCAGUAUUUACAUGCAACUUGUUUUAUAAUAGGCUAUUUUCUACCUCCUUAAAUCAAGUUCUUAAUCCACCAUUUGCCUUUCGAAACUGUAGUCGAGAUGUACAUUUACUGUAUUUGUGAUAGCAUUUUGAUUUGAGAGACUAGUGCACUGUAUAAUCUCAGAAUGAGCCACAUACACUUUGCUUCAUAACAGGUAUUUCAACAUGAGUAGACGCCAUGAGGUGAAUAAAUAGCCAUGAUUUCACCCGAACAAUAAACACAAUAGACCAGUGACCCCUUUGUUUGACCUCUCCCUUGUUCCUUACU
Molecule: messenger RNA, 2047 nt
Organism: Coregonus clupeaformis (lake whitefish)
Lineage: Eukaryota; Metazoa; Chordata; Actinopteri; Salmoniformes; Salmonidae
Product: acyl-coenzyme A thioesterase 11-like
Exons: 7
Coding region: 76-1089 (337 amino acids)
Cellular component (GO): extracellular exosome
Molecular function (GO): thiolester hydrolase activity; lipid binding
Source: RefSeq, a predicted model, not a curated record